GUACGCGGAAACCCGCCGACACCGCUUAUAGCCUCUGGGGAGAGAACGCCAUUGCCUUCUUCUUCUCCUUCCCCCAGUUCACCGCCCUCUCUCUCUUUCUCUCCGGAAACGAAAUCAAUCUCUAUUUCGCAGCAAACCCCCGAUUUCUUGAUCCCCUUCUUCUCUUUUUCUUUGGAUUGUUUGGGGCUUGAGGUGGAGCGGAGGAGGAGAGAUGAAUUUUAAGAACGCUAGGGUUCCGAAGCUCCCCAGCGCCGGCUCGGUGGGUACGUUCGUCAAGGUGGCGCUCCUUGGCGGCGCCGGCGUCUACGCCGCCCUCAACAGUUUCUACAACGUCGACGGUGGUCACCGCGCCAUCGUCUUUAAUCGGAUUUAUGGUAUCAAGGAAAAGGUUUAUCCAGAAGGGACACAUUUGAUCAUUCCCUGGUUUGAGAGACCUAUCAUAUAUGAUGUUCGUGCCCGUCCUCAUCUUGUAGAGAGCACUUCUGGUAGUUACGAUCUGCAAAUGGUAAAUCUUGGGCUUCGGGUUCUUACUCGACCAUUUCCAGACCGUUUGCCUACAAUAUACCGUACUCUUGGAGAGAAUUACAAUGAAAGGGUUCUCCCAUCAGUUAUUCAUGAAACUUUGAAAGCUGUUGUAGCGCGAUACAAUGCCAGCCAGCUGAUCACACAAAGAGAGGCUGUAAGUAGGGAAAUACGGAAGAUAUUGUCUGAGAGGGCUGCAAAUUUCAACAUUGUGUUGGAUGAUGUGUCUAUUACAGCCUUGAGCUUUGGGAAGGAGUUCACUCGUGCAAUUGAAGCUAAACAGGUGGCAGCACAGGAUGCUGAGCGGGCCAAGUUCGUUGUGGAAAAGGCUGAGCAAGAUAAGAGAAGUGCUAUUAUUAGAGCACAGGGUGAGGCCAAGAGUGCUGAGCUUAUAGGACAGGCAAUUGCAAGCAAUCCAGCAUUUGUGGCUUUAAGACAGAUUGAAGCUGCACGGGAGGUGGCACGGACAAUUGCAAAUUCUGCUAACCGUGUGUUCUUGAAUUCUGAUGAGCUGUUGUUGAACCUUCAGGAUUUGAAUGCGGAGGGAACAACCAGAUUGAAGAAAUGAACAAGGGAUGCCUUUUACCCUUCUGUAUGUGGUAAAAGAGUAACUUAGAAUGGUUGAAAGGACUGAUGAUAUUUCGGAUAAAUUGACGGGUUCCAAAAAAAUUGAUCAGUUCCCUUUUUUUCUACCAAAUAAAAGAUCGAACUAGAAGGAAAAUUUGCUGAAAAAUUAUCUGCCUCUAUUUGUUUGGCGGGUGCUAGAGCUUUUCCUUGAAAAAUAAAAAGUUACUUUAUUUUUCACUUUA
Phoenix dactylifera (date palm) is the source of this 1331-nucleotide messenger RNA. Its product is annotated as prohibitin-1, mitochondrial-like. Lineage: Eukaryota; Viridiplantae; Streptophyta; Magnoliopsida; Arecales; Arecaceae. Gene Ontology annotation, cellular component: mitochondrion; membrane. The record is from RefSeq and is a predicted model, not a curated record. Gene Ontology annotation, biological process: mitochondrion organization.